This is a messenger RNA of Sardina pilchardus (European sardine), 941 nucleotides long. RefSeq names its product complexin 3a (gene cplx3a). The transcript has 4 exons. Gene Ontology annotation, molecular function: syntaxin binding. The coding region runs from base 99 to 698 and encodes 199 amino acids. Gene Ontology annotation, cellular component: terminal bouton; SNARE complex. Gene Ontology annotation, biological process: neurotransmitter transport; synaptic vesicle exocytosis; regulation of neurotransmitter secretion. The record is from RefSeq and is a predicted model, not a curated record. NCBI's taxonomy places the organism in Eukaryota, Metazoa, Chordata, Actinopteri, Clupeiformes, Clupeidae.
CACCGCUGCUGCGCUGCGCUCACGGAGAGGCAAAACAAUAGGCUUGAUUAUCCCGCUCAUUACCGAUGUCUGCCGUCAUCUAGCAGCCUUUCAUCUGGAUGAAAAGAGCACUCAGUUGGCCCAGUGAUGAGCCGCGCACGCACAACUGUGUAGGCAGCCCACACCGUGAAAACGGAGCAAACAAUGGGGAGAGUAUACAUUACGUUAGGUCGAUACGGAAAGGCGCGAUGGCUUUCAUGGUGAAGCACAUGAUCGGCGGGCAGCUUAAGGACCUCACCGGGGGCAUCGCGGAGGAGAAGCCGGAGGGAGAGAAGUCUGAGGCCGCGGCCAAAGGCAUGACCCAGGAGGAGUUCGAGCAGUACCAGGAGCAGCUGGCGGAGGAGAAGCAGGAGAGAGACGACAGUUUUGCCCAGAAGAAAGCCGAGCGUGCCACCAUCCGAACUCACUUCAGAGAAAAGUACCGGCUGCCAAAGAGCGAGCUGGACGCCACGCAGAUCCAGGCGGCGGGAGACGACGUGGCGCUGCCCACGGAGCUGGCCAAGAUGAUCGCCGAGGACAACCAGGAGGAGGAGCAAAAGCAGUCGGUUCUGGGUCAGCUGACCAGCCUGCAGAACAUGGACCUGGACCAGCUGAAGGACAAAGCCCAGGCCACCGUGGACGACCUCAAGAAGACCGCCGACAAGUGUGAGGUCAUGUGAUCGAGAGAGGACAGGAAGUCCAUGCGCUCAGUAUGUUAUAUAUGUAAACCGUCGUGUGUGUGUGUGAGGGUUGAAUUGAUGUAGCAUUCGAUGUAAAUUCAUGUUACAUGUAACUUGGUGUAUAAACUGUAAAACCCUUCUUCAACACGUUGUAAAUUAAAUUAUGUAAAAUAGAUGUGUGUAAACAUGAUAGGAUCAUGGCCAUUUAAAAAAGGAAAUGAAGAAACGUACACAAUUUGUAAA